Cylindrotheca closterium is the source of this 684-nucleotide messenger RNA. Lineage: Eukaryota; Bacillariophyta; Bacillariophyceae; Bacillariales; Bacillariaceae. The record is from the annotation of a GenBank genome assembly.
AUGAUGAUGUCACAAUCAAAUGAUACUACCAGUCCAUCCCGUUCUUCCUCCCUUUCCAGCCUGGACCGAGAGACUUCAACAACAUCAUCCGUAUCGGCACCCAUUGAAAUACAAUGUGUGGAUCCAGUCAUUGCGUCCAUCUUCCAACCAGGAUUUGCCUCCAACUAUGAUCACGAAGAUCAUAUCAACAAUUCCGAACAUGAUCAUCACAUAUGGCUCCACCAAGGAGAAAAGGAAAAUGGCCUCCCUGACAACAUUGAAUACGUCAUCAUGGACGAACCAGGAGAAGAAAUCCCCACAAUAACGCGCAAGAGGAGCCGUGUCAGUUUCCUUCACAGACCCCAUUUGGCUACAAAUGCCAAAAAUUGCCACCACCCUACUAGUACUACUGAUACUAGUCCCAAGGUAGUCCAAUUGUCGGAGCAUGGUACACACUAUGGCAAGGCACAGAUACUAGCUUGGAGAACUCAACGAGCUUCCAAAGCAGCCCUUCGCAAAGCGCUGCAACUUCCCAAGAAACACAGCCCCAGGGCCAAGGCAGUCGCGUUGAAGUCGGUCGAGGUGGUCAAGGAAGUUUCAAUCAAAUCCGUGGAACUGGCCCUCAAACACAGUCCGAUCAAUUGUCAUCACAACAACAAUAACAACAGCAGUAACAACAACAACAGCAACAAGACGAAACUUUAG